AUGGCGACUCCUUACAACGGCACCGCCGACGCGGCAGACGAUGGCUACUCGUCCGGUGUAUCUGAUCUCAACAUAUUCUACGAGACGGGCCACUUGGUCUUCCUUGUUACCAGUUCUGUACUCGUUCUACUUAUGAUCCCCGGCGUGGGCUUCUUCUACAGUGGUCUCGCUCGUCGCAAGUCUGCAUUGACACUCAUUCUGCUAUCCAUGAUUUCAGUUGCUGUCAUCAGCUUCCAAUGGUUCUUCUGGGGUUAUUCUCUGACCUUUUCACGAACUGGAAAUGCCUUCCUGGGCGAUCUCACCCAGUUUGGGCUCAUGAAGACACUUGCUGAGCCCAACGGUUCUGCUGCUCUCCCUGACAUUCUCUUUUGUCUUUACCAGGGCAUGUUCGCCGCCAUUACUCCUGCGCUUGCCAUCGGUGCUGUAGCCGACAGAGGUCGCAUCCUCCCUGCCAUUGUCUUUAUGUUCCUCUGGUCCACUAUCGUCUACGACCCCAUCGCCUACUGGACCUGGAACGCCAAUGGCUGGCUCUUCAACCUUCCCAGCUAUGACUUUGCCGGUGGAGGUCCUGUCCACGUCGCCUCAGGAACAUGCGCCCUGGCCUACUCCCUCAUGCUCGGCAAGCGUACUGGCUAUAACCACAACAACGGUCUUCCCUACCGUCCUCAUAAUGUUACCCACGUCGUUCUCGGCACGGUAUUCCUCUGGGUCGGUUGGUUUGGUUUCAACGGUGGCUCUGCCCUCGCCAUGAACAUUCGUGCAGUGAUGGCAUGUUACGUGACCAACUUGGCUGCCUCAUGCGGUGCCAUCGCCUGGAUCCUGCUCGACUACCGCCUUGAGAAGAAGUGGAGCACCAUCGGUUUCUGCUCUGGUGCCAUCUCCGGUCUCGUCGUUAUUACUCCUGCUGCUGGCUUCGUGAAGCCUUGGGCUGCUGUCAUUCUCGGAGUCUGCGGCGGUGUGAUUUGUAACUUUGCUACGAAGCUCAAGUUCCUUCUCAACGUCGAUGACAGUCUUGAUAUCUUUGCUAUCCACGGUGUCGGAGGUAUGGUCGGUAACAUCCUUACCGGUAUUUUUGGAACCAAAUCCAUCGCAGCUCUCGACGGCGGAGAGUACGACCCUAUCGGCUGGGUCGACAGCAACUGGGUACAGCUGGGCUACCAGAUCGCUGGUACUCUGGCGGUCUUCGCGUGGUCCUUCGUUCUAACUUGCCUUCUCUUAUUCUUACUCAACCUCAUCCCUGGUCUAUCUCUGCGUACCUCGCCCGAGGAGGAAGAGCUAGGCACCGAUGAUGGCCAGCUUGGCGAGUUUGCGUAUGAUUAUGUUGAGAUGACACGACACAUGGCUGACAGCACGCAUCCCACCUCCGAUGCAAGUGCGCGAACAAGCCACGAGAAGGUCUAG
This is a messenger RNA of Fusarium sp. VM40, 1401 nucleotides long. Lineage: Eukaryota; Fungi; Ascomycota; Sordariomycetes; Hypocreales; Nectriaceae. The record is from the annotation of a GenBank genome assembly.